AUGUUCUCCUUCAAGGUCAUUCUUGCUUUCUUGGUCAUUCAGGCCUGCUUCCUCGCCGUCACUGUCAAGGCCGAUUUCUGCGAUAAGGUCUAUGACGCCAUCUUCGAUGACAGCGACAGCGACAUUUCCCGCCGCACCAGCCACAUCAAGCGCAACGACAUUGCCGGCAUCGUGCCGUCCACCUGUGACUGGGAGACCGGCACCCAGGAAGAUGUGAGCCUUAUGCAGAUUCCCCCCUUCCACCAAAGCUCCACUCACCUCGACUCACUUGAUUCCACUUGUUCCCUCAAUUUCUCCAUAAGCAGCACUGACAAACCCCGAUCAUUGCAGGGCGAGGGAAAGAAGGGUUGUGUUGCCUGGUGCAAGACCCUCUUCCGCAACUCGGAUGACUGCAACGACUCCCGCUGCCUUGCUUGGGACGGCGCCUACGAACUCGCUGGUCCUAACAAGGGCAAGAAGAAGUCUGGCAAGUGCUCCUGCACCUGCGGUUGCCCCAACCUCGGUUGGUGA
Molecule: messenger RNA, 510 nt
Organism: Diplodia corticola
Lineage: Eukaryota; Fungi; Ascomycota; Dothideomycetes; Botryosphaeriales; Botryosphaeriaceae
Exons: 1
Coding region: 1-510 (169 amino acids)
Source: RefSeq, a predicted model, not a curated record